AUGCAGCAUGUCUUACUUUCUUUAAUCUUGUUCACUCCUCUUUUUUCUUCUUUCUUUCUUUCUUUCUUUCUUUCUUUCUUUCUUUCUUUCUUUCUUUCUUUCUUUUCCCGACUCUUUCUCUUUUGUAGGCUUCUUCAUUAUACUACUCUUUUUCUUCUGCUUUUUGUUUUUUUUAAUUUUCUUCCCCGUUCUCUUUUAUUUCGUUCUUUCUUUUUUCUUUCUUUCACCUUCUUCUUCCCCGUUCUCUUUUACUUGAUUCUUUCUUUUUUCUUUCUUUCACCUUCUUCCCUAUUCUCUUUUAUUUCGUUCUUUCUUUUUUCUUUCUUUCACCUUCUUCUUCCCCGUUCUCUUUUAUUUCGUUCUUUCUUUUUCUUUCUUUCACCUUCUUCCUAUUCUCUUUUUAUUUCGUUCUUUCUUUUUCUUUCUUUCACCUUCUUCUUCCCCGUUCUCUUUUAUUUCGUUCUUUCUUUUUUUCUUUCUUUCACCUUCUUCCCUAUUCUCUUUUAUUUCGUUCUUUCUUUUUUCUUUCUUUCACGUUCUUCCCUAUUCUCUUUUAUUUCGUUCUUUCUUUUUUCUUUCUUUCACCUUCUUCUUCCCCGUUCUCUUUUAUUUCGUUCUUUCUUUUUUCUUUCUUUCACCUUCUUCCCUAUUCUCUUUUAUUUCGUUCUUUCUUUUUUCUUUCUUUCACCUUCUUCUUCCCCGUUCUCUUUUAUUUCGUUCUUUCUUUUUUCUUUCUUUCACCUUCUUCCCUAUUCUCUUUUAUUUCGUUCUUUCUUUUUUCUUUCUUUCACCUUCUUCUUCCCCGUUCUCUUUUAUUUCGUUCUUUCUUUUUUCUUUCUUUCACCUUCUUCCCUAUUCUCUUUUAUUUCGUUCUUUCUUUUUUCUUUCUUUCACCUUCUUCUUCCCCGUUCUCUUUUAUUUCGUUCUUUCUUUUUUUUUCUUUCACCUUCUUCCUAUUCUCUUUUAUUUCGUUCUUUCUUUUUUUCUUUCUUUCACCUUCUUCUUCCCCGUUCUCUUUUAUUUCGUUCUUUCUUUUUUCUUUCUUUCACCUUCUUCCUAUUCUCUUUUUAUUUCGUUCUUUCUUUUUCUUUUCUUUUCACCUUCUUCUUCCCCGUUCUCUUUUAUUUCGUUCUUUCUUUUUUCUUUCUUUCACCUUCUUCCCUAUUCUCUUUUAUUUCGUUCUUUCUUUUUUCUUUCUUUCACCUUCUUCCCUAUUCUCUUUUAUUUCGUUCUUUCUUUUUUCUUUCUUUCACCUUCUUCUUCCCCGUUCUCUUUUAUUUCGUUCUUUCUUUUUUCUUUCUUUCACCUUCUUCCCUAUUCUCUUUUAUUUCGUUCUUUCUUUUUUCUUUCUUUCACCUUCUUCUUCCCCGUUCUCUUUUACUUGAUUCUUUCUUUUUUCUUUCUUUCACCUUCUUCCCUAUUCUCUUUUAUUUCGUUCUUUCUUUUUCUUUCUUUCACCUUCUUCUUCCCCGUUCUCUUUUAUUUGGUUCUUUUUUUCUUUCUUUCACCUUCUUCCCUAUUCUCUUUUAUUUCGUUCUUUCUUUUUCUUUCUUUCACCUUCUUCUUCCCCGUUCUCUUUUAUUUGGUUCUUUCUUUUUUCUUUCUUUCACCUUCUUCCCUAUUCUCUUUUAUUUCGUUCUUUCUUUUUUCUUUCUUUCACCUUCUUCUUCCCCGUUCUCUUUUAUUUCGUUCUUUCUUUUUUCUUUCUUUCACCUUCUUCCCUAUUCUCUUUUAUUUCGUUCUUUCUUUUUUCUUUCUUUCACCUUCUUCUUCCCUAUUCUCUUUUAUUUCGUUCUUUCUUUUUUCUUUCUUUCACCUUCUUCUUCCCUAUUCUCUUUUAUUUCGUUCUUUCUUUUUUCUUUCUUUCACCUUCUUCUUCCCGUUCUCUUUUAUUUCGUUCUUUCUUUUUUUUCUUUCACCUUCUUCUUCCCCGUUCUCUUUUAUUUCGUUCUUUCUUUUUUUUUUCUUUCACCUUCUUCUUCCCUAUUCUCUUUUAUUUCGUUCUUUCUUUUUCUUUCUUUCACCUUCUUCUUCCCUAUUCUCUUUUAUUUCGUUCUUUCUUUCUUUCUUUUUUCACCUUCUUUUCUUUCUUUUUAUUUCGUUCUUUCUUUUUUCUUUCUUUCCCGUUCUCUUUUUAUUUUAUUUCUUUCUUUUUUCUUUCUUUUCACCUUCUUCCCUAUUCUCUUUUUAUUUCGUUCUUUCUUUUUCUUUCUUUCACCUUCUUCUUCCCCGUUCUCUUUUUUAUUUCGUUCUUUCUUUUUCUUUCUUUCACCUUCUUCCCUAUUCUCUUUUAUUUCGUUCUUUCUUUUUUUCUUUCUUUCACCUUCUUCUUCCCGUUCUCUUUUAUUUUCGUUCUUUCUUUCUUUUUUUUUCUUUCUUUCACCUUCUUCUUCCCUAUUCUCUUUUAUUUCGUUCUUUCUUUUUUCUUUCUUUCACCUUCUUCUUCCCCGUUCUCUUUUUUAUUUCGUUCUUUUCUUUUUUCUUUCUUUCACCUUCUUCUUCCCGUUCUCUUUUAUUUCGUUCUUUCUUUUUUCUUUCUUUCACCUUCUUCUUCCCCGUUCUCUUUUUAUUUCGUUCUUUUUUUUUUUUCUUUCACCUUCUUCUUCCCCGUUCUCUUUUUAUUUCGUUCUUUCUUUUUCUUUCUUUCACCUUCUUCCCUAUUCUCUUUUAUUUCGUUCUUUCUUUUUCUUUCUUUUUCACCUUCUUCUUCCCCGUUCUCUUUUAUUUCGUUCUUUCUUUUUAUUUUUCUUUUUUUUCACCUUCUUCUUCCCUAUUCUCUUUUAUUUCGUUCUUUCUUUUCUUUCUUUCACCUUCUUCUUCCCGUUCUCUUUUAUUUCGUUCUUUCUUUUUUUUUCUUUCACCUUCUUCCCUAUUCUCUUUUAUUUCGUUCUUUCUUUUUCUUUCUUUCACCUUCUUCUUCCCCGUUCUCUUUUUAUUUCGUUCUUUCUUUCUUUUUCUUUCUUUCACCUUCUUCUUCCCUAUUCUCUUUUAUUUCGUUCUUUCUUUUUCUUUCUUUCACCUUCUUCUUCCCGUUCUCUUUUAUUUCGUUCUUUCUUUUUCUUUCUUUCACCUUCUUUCUUCCCUAUUCUUUCUUUUAUUUCGUUCUUUUUUUUUCUUUCUUUCACCUUCUUCUUCCCCGUUCUCUUUUAUUUCGUUCUUUCUUUUUCUUUCUUUCACCUUCUUCUUCCCCGUUCUCUUUUAUUUCGUUCUUUCUUUUUUCUUUCUUUCACCUUCUUCCCUAUUCUCUUUUAUUUCGUUCUUUCUUUUUUCUUUCUUUCACCUUCUUCUUCCCCGUUCUCUUUUUAUUUCGUUCUUUUUUUUUUUCUUUCUUUCACCUUCUUCCCUAUUCUCUUUUAUUUCGUUCUUUUUUUUUUUUCUUUCACCUUCUUCUUCCCCGUUCUCUUUUUAUUUCGUUCUUUCUUUCUUUUUUUUUUCUUUCACCUUCUUCUUCCCUAUUCUCUUUUAUUUCGUUCUUUCUUUUUUUUCUUUUCACCUUCUUCUUCCCCGUUCUCUUUUAUUUCGUUCUUUCUUUUUUUUUUUUCACCUUUUCUUCCGUUUCUCUUUUAUUUCGUUCUUUUCUUUUUUCUUUCUUUCACCUUCUUCUUCCCCGUUCUUUUUUAUUUCGUUCUUUCUUUUUCUUUCUUUCACCUUCUUCUUCCCCGUUCUCUUUUUUUAUUUUUUCUUUUUUUUUUUCUUUCACCUUCUUCCCUAUUCUCUUUUAUUUCGUUCUUUCUUUUUUCUUUCUUUCACCUUCUUCUUCCCCGUUCUCUUUUAUUUCGUUCUUUCUUUCUUUUUUCUUUCUUUCACCUUCUUCUUCCCUAUUCUCUUUUAUUUCGUUCUUUCUUUUUUCUUUCUUUCACCUUCUUCUUCCCCGUUCUCUUUUAUUUCGUUCUUUCUUUUUUCUUUCUUUCACCUUCUUCUUCCCCGUUCUCUUUUAUUUCGUUCUUUCUUUUUUCUUUCUUUCACCUUCUUCUUCCCCGUUCUCUUUUAUUUGGUUCUUUCUUUUUUCUUUCUUUCACCUUCUUCCCUAUUCUCUUUUAUUUCGUUCUUUCUUUUUUCUUUCUUUCACCUUCUUCUUCCCCGUUCUCUUUUAUUUCGUUCUUUCUUUUUUCUUUCUUUCACCUUCUUCUUCCCCGUUCUCUUUUAUUUCCUUCUUUCUUUUUUCUUUCUUUCACCUUCUUCCCCGUUCUCUUUUAUUUCCUUCUUUCUUUUUCUUUUUUUCUUUUUUCUUUCUUCCUCUUCUUUCGUUCUUUAUUUCCUUCUUUCUUUUUCUUUCUUUCACCUUCUUCCCCGUUCUCUUUUAUUUCCUUCUUUCUUUUUUCUUUCUUUCACCUUCUUCCCCGUUCUCUUUUAUUUCCUUCUUUCACCUUCUUCCCCGUUCUCUUUUAUUUCCUUCUUUCUUUUUUCUUUCUUUCACCUUCUUCCCCAUUCUCUUUUAUUUCCUUCUUUCUUUUUUCUUUCUUUCACCUUCUUCCCCGUUCUCUUUUAUUUCCUUCUUUCACCUUCUUCCCCGUUCUCUUUUAUUUCCUUCUUUCUUUUUUCUUUCUUUCACCUUCUUCCCCCCUCUUUUCUUUUUUAAUACAUUUCAUUCAUUCCUCAACGUUUUCAGUUUUAACUUCGUUCAAUCCAUUCUUGUUCGUCUAUUUCCGCAUUCCGUUUUCUUCUAAGCAUUCCGUUUUAUUAUUUACCCUCUUUUUUUCUCCGCUUUACAUCCUGUGA
Acanthosepion pharaonis is the source of this 4719-nucleotide messenger RNA. NCBI's taxonomy places the organism in Eukaryota, Metazoa, Mollusca, Cephalopoda, Sepiida, Sepiidae. The record is from the annotation of a GenBank genome assembly.